Clupea harengus (Atlantic herring) is the source of this 2658-nucleotide messenger RNA. It is a transcript of the gene slmapb, whose product is annotated as sarcolemma associated protein b. NCBI's taxonomy places the organism in Eukaryota, Metazoa, Chordata, Actinopteri, Clupeiformes, Clupeidae. The record is from RefSeq and is a predicted model, not a curated record. Gene Ontology annotation, cellular component: acrosomal membrane. Gene Ontology annotation, biological process: acrosome assembly; single fertilization.
ACUGCUAACGUUUUGGUCCGUUUUUAUAGCUACCUUUACCCUAACUAAAUAGUUUAAUGUUAAAUACACGUUACAGUGGUCGUGUGGAGUAUGCAGCAACAGUGCCAGACGCCUCAUCUAACACCACAGAAGAUCAACUACAAGGAAACGAAUUGAGUACCACACUCUUUCACUCUCAGCAAGGAUUGUAUCUGUGAGUGGGGACUACAGAGGGACAAAUGGAUGACAAAGGACUGGCUGAGCCUCUGCAUAAAGUCUCUCUAAUUAAAGAUGAGCUGCGUCAGACCAAUGUGGAGUCCACAGACACAGAAAAGGUCACUCAGCAUCUGACCAAGGAGCUGCAGGAGGCCCUGGCAAAAGCCAACAUGGACAAACAAAAAUGUUUGGAUUUACAAGGGCUGUUGGAGGAGCAGAAGAAGGCUGCCAAACAGCAGUCGGAUCAGUCGGCCAAGCAGGUUAAGGUCCUGCAGUCCCAGCUGCAGAUCGUGCAGGAGGACAUGGAGACGCUGCGUGAGCAGAGAGACAGCGCCCUCUUCAGCAUGCGCCAGGAAGUGCAUGUGGCCCAGGAGGAGACGCAGCGCUUGCGCAAGACCCUGGAAGCCUCUGGCGCGCAGCGUGAGCAGGAGAUCUCCUCCCUUAAGGGCAACCUGGAGACCGUCUCCACGGAGCUGGAGAAGUGGAGGAAGGCCGCGGCCAAGUAUGAGCGCGAGAUCAACAGCCUGCAGGCCAGCCACCAGCAGCAGAACCAGCAGAGAGAGAAGGCAGCCAAACAGCAAGCCAGUGAGCUGGAGAAGUUGCAGAGAGAGUGUGCAUCCCUGCGCUCUGAGAAGCAGAUGCUGCAGGAGCAGCAUCAGCGGGAGCGGGCCGGUCUGCAGACUGAGUGCGGCGCGCUGCGCUCCGAUAAGGACCAGCUCCACAGGAAACAGCAGCAACUGGAGAAAGACCUUGACAGUGCAAAGAAGGAGAACUCCACCCUGAACAGCAGCCUGAAAGCCCUGCAGAAGAGCCAGGCAGACAUGGACCAGAGGCUGAGCGCCAUGCAGGAACAGCACGAGAAGGACACCAGCAAGCUGCAGACCACACUGGAGCAGAGCAACAACAGGACCAAAGACCUGCAGAAGGAGUAUGAGGUCACCCAGACUGAGCUGUCUGAGCUGAGGGAGAAGAGCGAGGGCACGGAGCUGGAGAAGCAGUCCGUGGUGGACGAGCUGUUGCAGUGCCAAGUCAGCCUGAAGACGCUGCAGGAGAAGGGGAACCAGCUGUCCCUAUUGCAGCCUGCCCUGGCCGUAAUCAUCAGCCUUGUCCUGGCUUUGCUGUACUGGUGCUUCGGCCAGUUUUGGUAGAAAGGGCAAAUGGAUCCGGUGGGCGCCUGUCGCUGCAGUGCUGGUAACCGUUACGGCCGUUGCUGUAGUGAAGAUCUCGUCUUGAGCCUCAGUCAUUACAUGGUGUGCUUGUACCCAAAUAUACUCCUGGCUACCUUACCCCACCUGCCUCAGACCUCAUUCCAUAAAUGCACACACACACAUAUAAAUAUAUAUAUACACACACAUACAUAUACAUACACACACACACACACACACACACAUAAACACCUUCCAAGUUAGUUACUCUGAAAAAGGCCUUAUAUUGAAAUGACAAUAAAUAUUGUAAAAAGUAUCAGAUCUAAGAAAUGCAUUAACAGUAUUUAUCACUUCAUGGUGCACAUUCCUUGUCUUUUAUUGAGUUGUAAGGAGGGCUUGCUCUUAUUCUUGUUUUUCAAAUAGUAUUUUUUUAAGAUGAGUAGUAAAAGUUGUAUUCAUCUCUGUGAAUUUAUCAGAGCAAUUGCAGUGGGGGAAAAAAUGGUGGUGGCUCCAGCAGUGUUCUAGAUGUGACAUUAACAAUAGAUGAUCAAAAGGGCAAAUACAACAGUCUUAAGACUCUAAACUUUGAGGAGAAAAAAAGUAAAAAGCCAAGGCCCUAUACACGAACUAUUUGAAACGGCGUGCAAGUGGCAACCUAAUGAUCAAUACUUAAAUUUGAAUGUAUAGGAGGUAAGCACUUUAUACCAUACAUUUCAUUCUAAUUAUUAGCUCUGUACUAAAUACUAUAAUCACCACAGUGUUGACUUUUCCUCUUAGCAUAUUGCAAGUUAUUACCGUACGUCUGGAAUAGUCAGUGUUGUGGUUGUCUAGAGGCCCUCAAGGGAUGCUUGUCAUUUUACAUCUGUUAGAGGUCUCACUUUGACACUAAGCAUGAAGGGUUAAAUCUGUUCAAGUAUUACCAUUUAAGUUUAUUCCAGUUAAGUAUGCAUUCUCAACAUAAAGGAAUAUUCUAUACAUUCUUUGAAUACCUCAGUAUUUGUCGUCACCUGUUAUACUUAGAUUCAGCUUCAUGCAAUUUUUUUUUUUUUUCUUGAAUUCAUUCUUUAAUUACAAGCAUGAAAGCACAUCCUUUGAAGGCAACUGAUGAGAUGAUGGUUGCAUCUGAUGAAAUGGAAGUAAAAGCUCAACUCUGAUCAGUUACUUGACAUUGUUUGUUCUAAAGAGUAUGGUACAAUGCAUCGGUUUUAUUAAAUUGUGUAAGGUUUUUGUCCUAUCAGUGUAUAUUAGUUUACUUACAAGUAAAUGUAAUGACUUUGAUUUACGAAUAAAAAAAUUACAAUAAAGAUAAUUAAUGUUA